Molecule: messenger RNA, 1556 nt
Organism: Ornithorhynchus anatinus (platypus)
Lineage: Eukaryota; Metazoa; Chordata; Mammalia; Monotremata; Ornithorhynchidae
Gene: CRACR2B
Product: calcium release activated channel regulator 2B
Exons: 9
Coding region: 24-1286 (420 amino acids)
Molecular function (GO): calcium ion binding
Source: RefSeq, a predicted model, not a curated record
CCCUGCGGCCCCCCCCCCCAGGCAUGGACGGUCCCAGGGAGGCCGGGGCGUCCCCAGGCCCAGCCCGGGAACCCCCAGAUCCUCCCCCGGCGUCGGGAGAGAUGCUGGCCAAGGCCCGGGAGCUCUUCCAGCUGUGCGACAAGGAGGCCAGGGGCUUCAUCACCAAACUGGACAUGCAGGGGCUGCAGGGCGAACUGUCGCUGAGCCCGGACCAGCUGGAGUCCGUCUUCCACAGCCUGGACCGGGCCGGCCUCGGCUACCUCACCCCCGACGACUUCGGCUUGGGCCUCGGGAAGUUUGUGGGGAUGGAGCUUUCCCAGGGGACCUCGGGGAGCCCCCGGCUGCGGCAGGAGGAGGAGGAGACCUUUGAGUCCGGCUGGUCAGAGGAGCUGGAGCAGGAGGAGGAGGAAGAGGAGGAGGAGGAGGAGGAAGAGAGGAAGGAGAGGAAGCGAUUCUCCGCUACCAUGGAACAGCUUGGGGCCUCCGGGGUGUUGGAAGAGCGGCAGCAAGUCCGGACCCUGUGGGCGCGGCUGCAGAGGGAGAAGCCGGAGCUGCUGGCCCCCUUCGAGGAGGUCCUGCUCUUCGUGUCGGUCCACCUGCGGGAACUGAGCCAGGACAGAGACUCCAUGGAGCAGGCUCUCAGGAGACGGGAGAACGACCACGAGCGGGAGGUGAGGUGUCUCUACGAGGAGAUGGAGCAGCAGAUCCGGGCGGAGCGGGACCGCUGCCAGAACCAGGACGCUUCCCAUCAGGACCGCAGCGCCGCUCUGCAGAGGGUGCUGCACAGCAAGGAGCAGGAGCUGGAGAGCCUAGGUCAGCAGCAGGGGAAGCUGGAGCAGGAGCUGCGGGAGCUGAGCCGGCGGCAGGCGGCGGCCCAGGCGGACAACGCCCGGCUGCGACGCCAGAACCAAGAACUCCGGGCCGAGCUGGAGCGGAACCGGGCCGAACUGGACCAGAGCCGGGCCCAGCUGGACGCCGCCCGGGACCAGCUCCACAACCUGCGGCGGGAGGCCCAGCUGGAGCAGGAGCAGAGGCACAGAGAUGUGUUCGUGGUCUCGAAGAACAUGCAGAAGGAGAGACAGAGCCUGCUACGCCAACUGGAGCUGCUCAGAGAGCUGAACAAGACCCUCAGAGACGAACGAGACGUCUUCGAGGCCAAGAGGCUGCGGAAGAGAGGCCCGGCGGCCCAGCUCCCACGGGCGCCGCCUCCGCCCUGCUGCUGCCCCUGCUCCCGCUGCUGCCGCCGUGGCCGCCGGGACCCCGGCCUCCUCGCCGGCGGCCACUGACCUCCGGGCCCCGUCGUCGUGCCCGGCGGGGAGCGCGUCGCCCCUUCUCACUGCCGCUGCUGGAGGGUCUGGGGGCCCGGAGCGCCGGGGGUCGCCCCUCUGCUCCCUGCCCCUCGACGGUCCACCGGCCCGACCCCCUCCUCCGCUCCCGCACGUGCGCGGGACCCCCACCCCCCGGCACGCGGCGGGCCCCCGCUUGGCAUCCGCCUCUUGGCAUCCCGAAGCAGCGUGGCUCAGUGGAGAGAGCCCGGGCUUCGGGGUCAGAGGUCA